AUGGCUGCCGUAACUAGACAGCCAGGGAGCUACCAUCCAUCAGACUUCCAGAGUGGCCUCUGCGACGUCUUCAGUGACUGUGGGACAUGUUGUUAUGGUUGGUGGUGCUUCCCUUGUCUGGGCUGUUCUAUCGCCAGUGAUAUGGAUGAGUGUUGUCUGUGUGGGCCAACCAUGGCCAUGCGCACCAUGUACCGUACCAGAUACAACAUUAAGGGCUCCUUGUUUGGGGACUUCUGUUCCAUCUUGUGGUGUAGGGUCUGCUCUACCUGUCAGCUGAAGAGAGACAUAGAUCUAAGGAAGGAGCAGGGGAUCUUCUGA
Molecule: messenger RNA, 318 nt
Organism: Salvelinus namaycush (lake trout)
Lineage: Eukaryota; Metazoa; Chordata; Actinopteri; Salmoniformes; Salmonidae
Product: placenta-specific gene 8 protein-like
Exons: 3
Coding region: 1-318 (105 amino acids)
Biological process (GO): positive regulation of transcription by RNA polymerase II
Source: RefSeq, a predicted model, not a curated record